Molecule: messenger RNA, 712 nt
Organism: Hyaloscypha bicolor E
Lineage: Eukaryota; Fungi; Ascomycota; Leotiomycetes; Helotiales; Hyaloscyphaceae
Product: ankyrin-like protein
Exons: 3
Coding region: 87-527 (146 amino acids)
Molecular function (GO): protein binding
Source: RefSeq, a predicted model, not a curated record
GGCUGUUUCAUAUUCAACUUCAAGAGCACCAAACUAAGCGCCAACCUCAUUAUCGAAGAUCUCGAUCAUUAAUUUUGAGAUCAAAUAUGGCGAGCAAUACAGCAACAGAUCUCCCGCCGGAAGCAAUCGCCUUCGCAACACGGAUGUACGAUGCGGCGAGGGCGGGACAGCUGAAUAUUUUCCAGCAAGCAUUGCCAGCGGGACUACCAGCUAAUAUGACGAACGAGAAGGGAGAUAGUCUUGUUAUGCUCGCAGCCUACCAUGGCCAUGCACCACUGGUCAAGCUCCUGAUUCAACAUGGAGCUGACCCCAAUUGUUUGAAUGAUCGCGGACAAUCGCCUUUGGCGGGUGCCGUGUUCAAGGGCGAGGCUGAAGUUAUCGAGGCUUUGCUUGAGGGUGGAGCGGAUCCGGAUCAUGGUGCUCCGAGUGCGCUGGAGGCCGUUACAUUGUUUAAGCAGGAGGAGAAGUGGAAGGGGAGAUUUGAGAGCGCGCCUGGCAGGGGGAAGGGUGCGCAGGGAGACACUUAGAGGAGGGUGUUGAAAAUUUGCUUUCUAAGCGUAUUGAGCCGUUGCUGUCUGUAAUCGUACAUGGAUGUGAUAAAGAUAGGCUAGAAGCGUCAAAAGAGAUUAUUGCAGUCAGCAAGCAGCAUCCACAUCUCUCCCUACAAGAUGCACCGGCAGUGCCGGCACCUCGAACUUCUGGGAAGACCGGA